Molecule: messenger RNA, 537 nt
Organism: Morone saxatilis (striped sea-bass)
Lineage: Eukaryota; Metazoa; Chordata; Actinopteri; Moronidae
Product: transmembrane gamma-carboxyglutamic acid protein 4-like
Exons: 5
Coding region: 1-537 (178 amino acids)
Cellular component (GO): extracellular region
Molecular function (GO): calcium ion binding
Source: RefSeq, a predicted model, not a curated record
AUGGCUGUGACUGAGGGCUCACUUCAGCAGUGCCACACAAUCCCUGUCCAUGGUGCUGAAAUUACAAUGCUGCCCAUGAGCACCACUGAAGGGCAGCAAAGGAUACCUAACCAGCAUUACCACCCAGCUCUUGACUGUGGCCUGAGUAUGGGCAGUGAAGGAGGAAUGAGUUUUCCUUCUCAGAUUGUUUCAUUGGAAGGAGACCCAGUGUUAGUGGAUGAGCAGUCAGCGACCUCCUUCCUGUCCCGUUCGCUUCUCUAUAACAGUUGGGACUUUGAGCUGGUGGUGACUGACAACCUGGAGAGGGAGUGCGUGGAAGAGAGGUGCAGCUAUGAGGAGGCCAGAGAGGUGUUUGAGGACGACACUAUGGCGCAAGCAUUUUGGAAGGACUACAGUCAAGAGUAUGCACCCAAAGUGGAUGUGGCAGGGCUGGUGGCAGGGAUCCUGGCUGCCCUGCUGUCUGCUGCUAUUGUCACUGUGCUGGGAAUCUACUGCUACAAAGCCAAGAACAAGAGUGGACAGAGGUCAACCCAGUAA